GAAACAGCGUGGAAACAUCCAUAUAUCAGCUUGCUUCGUUUUUUCUUGCCAUUUCAGCUCUCUUUUUAGCUGGUUCCGACGCUCUCCUCUGUAGAGCUAAUAUUAAUCUCGAGAAUCAGAUCUCUCAUUGAAUCCAGACUGAGUCCACAACGAUUCCUUUAAAAGGAUAUUCAGAGCAGAUAGACGUGAGUUCAAGUCUGGUAGAGUUGACAAUCCAUACACGUGAUUCAGUAGUGAUUCCAAAUUUGAAUAGAAACCCAACUAGGUUUCAUUCUUUCAUUAUUUUAUAUUCUGUUCACAUUUUUCAAUAACAUUUUCAGUAAUAUUCACGAAUUUGUUCUUCUUGAAAGUUCACAGAAAUUCCAAUCCUUCUAAAGUUGACUAAUUAUCACAGUUCCAUUUCCGAAGUGAAAUUUCAGAAUUUCUUAGCAUAGAAUGGAGAAGCUAUCGACGUUUGAGCAUAACAAUCCCAAGAAGCUCUUCGAGUUGGCCAAACGGUUGCAUUCCAGCAACUUCUUCGAGUCGUAUCUCAACGAAACUCAUCUCAAAGUGUUGGACUAUAUAAUACUGUUGAACAACGCCGAGAUUUGGGACAAUUUCCUUGAGGGUAACUGUACUAUCACAUUCAGCAAGGAUCCAGAAGCCAGCGAGGUGGUCAAGUCUGAAGAAGGUAUUGCGGACAAUAAUGACAAUGUAAGCGACACUCCAGAGCUUCUUUUUGAAGAAGGAUCCAAAAUGGUUAAGAUGUUAGCAUUACAUAUCAGAUACUUGUUAUGGGAGAAAGCAAUUGACUACUACUACAAAAACACAGGCUCUUCAUCAGAACAAGUAGUAGAAGUAGAUGAUGACUUUGAAAUGAUAGAUACGCUAGAUAACUUCUCGGAUGACGAAGAUAAGGAAAAAGAGGCCGAGAAAGAGGAAAAAGCACAGCCAAAAGUCCGUGAAGUUGAGGACGAUUAUGACGAUGAAGACGAAGAAGAAGAAGAAAGUGACCAAAAAGAUGAUAAGGAUGACAAUAAAGACAAUGAGCAAUCUGAAAAUGGAAUAUAUCAAUGGAAAUAUAACGACGAAAAACAGAUUGUUUUGCAAGUGCCUGUUUCGCUUGUUACUGUGGCUCCAGAUACUUCUUCUGAAAUACAAACAGAAUCGCAAGAUGGCUCUGGUUCAACUGGAAGUGAGCCUCCCAAGUCUUCAUCUAACGGUGAUUCUCCUGAUUCAAAUGCUGACGACCAGGAAAAGCUCAUAAGAGAAUAUAAUAAAGUGUAUCAUAACUUCGAGUACGAUCGUGAAACAUUAAUCAAAAGAAGGAAGUUAGAGAAGUCGGAUUUGCAGUUAGAAGACUCCAAGAACGGCAACGCUGACUCUACCAAAGAUGGGCUUUCUGGAUUAGGUGAAGCUGAUAGCAUGGGAAUCAGUUUAGGAACUGGAAGCACUUCCUUAAAGCAUCUUUUGUCCACUAUUCAGCUGAAGAGGGACGAUGUUCCUCUUAACGAUCAUGAAUUGAGAACUCUUUUUAUGGAUGUAAGAAAGAACCGAGGUAAGUGGGCCAAUAACGAUCGUGUUGGCCAAGAAGAGUUGUAUGAAGCCUGUGAGAAAGUGGUUGUAGAAUUGAGAGGAUCCACAGAGCAUUCGACUCCUUUCUUGAAUAAAGUAUCCAAGCGAGAAGCUCCUAACUAUGGACUCAUAAUCAAGAAACCAAUGGACUUGAACACGGUGAUGAAAAAGUUGAAAUCGUUCGCCUAUAAUUCGAAACAGGAGUUUGUGGACGACCUCAUGUUAAUCUGGUCCAACUGCUUGACAUACAAUACAGAUCCUAAACAUUUCUUACGAGCUCAUGCUAUAGCCAUGCAAAAAAAGACAUCCAAAUUAAUUCCUACGAUUCCCAAUAUAACCAUUAGGAGUAGACAAGAAGUCGAAAGAGAAGAAGAACUAGAAAACGAAAGAGUAGGAACUCCUAUGGCUUCGGCAGGAAAGUCUAUGAAAAAAGGAAGAAAGAGAAGACAGGACCAAAUCAAAACAGAAGUAGAUCCAGCUACACCGAUAGCCACUGCUGUUGCAUCUGCUAUUGGCUCACCAGUGCCUGUAACAGGAGUUUCUGAAAAUAUAGUAGAAAAUGGAAAUGUAUCCAACGAUGAAGAAGAAGAGGAGGAAGAAGAUAAUGAGAAUAUAAAUGGGGAAGCUAAUGGAAUCUCAGAAGAAGACGACGAGUUAGAUCCCGAGCUUCAGGCCUGGAGAACUAUUACAGCAAAAUCUCGUGCUCAUUACUGUGCUGAGAGGGCUGCCCUUUUUGAUGAGAAAUUCCACUUACGGUCAGAUGCCAGAGCGAUAAUUCGUCAAUCUCGUGAAAUGAGCAACUUCAACCAGUAUUUGACGAACAAAGAGGUCAUCUCCAAGUCGAGCAACUUGUUGGAAAAUGACGAGCCGUAUCUAUUAGAAUAUGACAUCACUGGGGGAUUGCCUGGUCUCAAGUAUAAGGGUAUUGAUAAGGAAGAAGAAGAAAAGAGAGAACAAUCGUUGGUAGAUGUUUUUUUGCAACAGGCUAAUGGAGAUGCAUCUAAUAUCAAAUCAGAUUUCGUGUUACCCAUAGACUCAGGCUUGAACAAGAUGUACACCGAGAAUAUCAAGGAGAUGCAAGAAAUCCGCAAGAUCUGCUUCAAGAUCUCGCUUAUUCGACAGAUGCAAACGCAGCAAUUUGUUCACCAUACGCAGAUGAAACAACCUGAGAUUGAGGUAAUACGAGAAGUAGAUGUAGAUGCCGUUUCCAAGUUGCCCAACCAUGAUCCGUUUACGGACCAAAUCCAGUUUUCGGUGCUUCGUAGAAAUAUAGCGAAGAUAGCGAUGCAGACGGGGUUCGAAAGUUCUGAACCGUUUGCUAUUAACACCUUGACCCAAGUAGCAGAAAAGUACAUGGGCAACUUGAUCAAGACGUUGAAGUUGCACACAGAGACCAGCUCUAACAAUAGAUUGAACGAAAAAGAGAUAGUGUUGCUUUCGUUGUUGGAAAACGGUAUAGACAAACCGGAUGACUUGUACACUUUUGUGCAAGAAAGAAUCAUCAAACAGCACGAUAAACUUACAGAUUUGCGAUCAAAGUUGUCGAAUUUCUUAAAGGAGUUGUUACGACCUGGAUUGGAGAAUUUCAAUGAGAGAAGUUUUGAAGAUAAUAGUGAGCAGUUCAUGACGGGAGACUUUUCGAAUGACUUGGGAGAUGAUUUCUUUGGAUUCAAGGAGUUGGGUUUGGACAAAGAGUUCAAGAUGUUGAGCUCAUCGAUUCCGAUCUACUUGUUACAUUCACGUUUACACAACUCGUUCACCAACUCUGGCAGUGCCAGCAAGAGAAACAAGUACGAAGAUUUACAGGAGUACACAGCUCAGUUCUUGACAGCUGCAGACGUACACAAGCAGGUAGGCUUAUUGAGACCGUUCUAUAGCAAGUUGAAUGAAAAGUCGAAGGCGCAUUUUGUCAAGCUUCAGAAGAAGAAGGGAGAGCCUACAGAUUUGCCAGAGGAUAACCUGUUGGUCUUGAUAGAAGACGAAGAGUUGCCCCAGAAACAGCGGAAUAUCAGGCCCAGAUUACCUCCCACAGGAAAGAUUACUGCCAUCAAGAAGAAGAUAGUAGCCAACUCCUUUUUCUUGUCAGACGACGAAGAUGAGGAGAAUGGAGCCAAGACGGAGGAUAUCAAACUCGACGAUCUUGCCAUAGAUAAGACCGAUAGCUUAGGGAUGAGCUCGCCGGCGUUGGCACUGGAGGCAUAGCAUAGAAUGUAUAUAUAUAGCUGUAUCACUAAGAAUAGAGACGAAUGAAUUGAU
Scheffersomyces stipitis CBS 6054 is the source of this 3810-nucleotide messenger RNA. It is a transcript of the gene SPT7, whose product is annotated as SAGA histone acetyltransferase complex subunit. Gene Ontology annotation, biological process: regulation of transcription by RNA polymerase II. Gene Ontology annotation, molecular function: structural molecule activity; protein heterodimerization activity. The transcript has a single exon. NCBI's taxonomy places the organism in Eukaryota, Fungi, Ascomycota, Pichiomycetes, Serinales, Debaryomycetaceae. The record is from RefSeq and is a predicted model, not a curated record. The coding region runs from base 436 to 3756 and encodes 1106 amino acids. Gene Ontology annotation, cellular component: SLIK (SAGA-like) complex; SAGA complex.